Chara braunii is the source of this 6823-nucleotide messenger RNA. The record is from the annotation of a GenBank genome assembly. Lineage: Eukaryota; Viridiplantae; Streptophyta; Charophyceae; Charales; Characeae.
GCGUGGUGAGGGGAGGAGGUGGGGAGAAAGAAGGGGAGGAGGGGGGGAGGGGGGUGGCGGCUGGGUAGGGGCGCGCAGGCCCGGGCGUGAUGGAUCGAGUGAAAGCAGAGAAAGAGGCCGUGCUCCCGUCGUUUUGGAUUGAGUACUUGUUGCUUCCGGAGAAGCUCGACGAACAUCUUGCUGACGUGGCGGCAGGUGUGGCAAUUAGGCCAUCCCCUGUGGAGUUGAUCACGACGUUCCUUGAGCAGGCUAACAACAGCAGCCGAAAUGUCGUUGCUGCCGCCAACGCCGCCGCUGCCAUUGCCGUCGCAGCUCCCAGUUCCACAUCUGCCGCCUCCAGAAGUCAGGAUGGCGGCGCUUCGAUAGGUGGAGGCGCCAGCUCCCAGGAGAAAAUCGCCGCCUUGUUAUGCGAACGAGCAGCGCGCGUGGCUGUGGCGGCCGAUUUCUCGCUUGCAGAUGUUGAGGGUAGCAUCCCUCUUCAUCUGCAGAUCCCGUUGCUCAAGGCGCUCGAGAGCCACGAUGGAAGUCGAGCAUUGCGCCAUCGCUGCGAUCUCCACCGGUGGUUCGUACGCAAGGCGCUCCAGGCUUAUCCGGUUGGAUCGGCGAUGAUGGGAGGAGUGGGCGGAGGAGCAGGUGGUGUCGGGGGAGGUGGGGGGACGUCGGCGGGAGUUGGCGGCUCGGCAGUCUCAGGCGGCGGUGGAGGGGCCUUCACCAGGGGCGGGGCCGGCGGGGGUUUGAAUGCAGGCUGGGGUGCUGACGACAAAGACGGAGGUGUGCGCGUGCCUUCCAUGGGGAGUGCGGGGGGCGCCUCGCUCGCCGAUGCCCUGGAAACAGCGCAACGAAUCCUCUCUAUCUCGGGUCUGAGCAGCGAUCUCCCGCGAGACGAGGGCGCAGCGGUCACCUUUGUCGAGCGCGUCCUUGCAGAUCAAGCCGGUGACCUGGCUGUGGAUUCCCUUGUAGGAGAGAGAGCAACUGACGGAGGAGGAGGAGGAGGAGGAGGAGGAAGAGGAGGAGGAAGAGGAGGAGGAAGAGAGGAUGUUAUUCCCAAGCAGCCGGGGAAUUUUGAGGUCGGCGAAGUGGAGCUUAUAAGAGCUGAAGGAGAAGGGUCGUUAGAUGGAGAAGAGGAGGAGGAGGAGGAUGACGAUGAUGAUGAUGAUGAUGAUGAUGAUGAUGAUGAGGAGGAGGAGGAGCAGGAGGAGGAGAAAAAAGAGGAGGAGAAUGCAAGUAGAAAACUGCGCAAGUCAGAGAAUGGGGCAAGGAUGACCGGAGGGCGGUUGGGAAGCGACGAUGGGUGGAAGGGGAGGAAGGGAGAGACACUUGGUCCUCGGUACCUGUUUGAGGUGAUGCUGGACGUGGGCGAGAGUCACUUCAUGAGAGGACGAUUGGAGAGAGCGCUACGAUGCUUUGCACGAGCGGCAGAGGUACUCCGGAGCCAAAUGGAGGAAGAGUUGGCGGAGGGGAGAAGUGGGAGGAAGGAGGUGGAAGUGCAAGACGAGUCAGUGAGCGGGAGGGAAAGAGGGAGGGGAGGGAGAAAGUGGCAAACGAGCAUAGCAAGCUGGGAUGGAACUGAUAGGUUGGGAGGGUUCAUCAUGGCCUGCAGGAUGUUGAUGAAAGGAGGGUGUGUGGAGGCUGAGGUGGGAGAGAGAGUACCUUCUCAUGGAGGAGGAGGAGAGAGAGCGGAAUCAGGGCCCACGGGAAUGGAGUGGGAAGAGAGAGGAAGGGGGACCUCCUGGUCUGUGGAGGCGGACUUGUUGUGCUCUCUGGGCGCAUUGAACGAUUCUCGCGAGGCGAUCGUUCGUUGUGAGGAUGAGCGGCUCAGAUUGCAUGUGGUCCAAGAGCAAGAGAGAACAGCAGCGGGGGCGGAGGAGAGAGAGAAUGGAGGUGGUGGUGUGUCUUCUUCAGGGGCAGGGGCAGCAAUUCUCUCCACGUUACGGGAGGACCUCAUAGGCGAUCACCCACCCUACCUCUCUUGGGGGUACCGAGAUUCUCUGGAGGGAGACAGCCAGCUUCCGUCCGAUUUGCUGCGGCAGAUAGGGGCGUUUAACAUAGUGAAAGAAGCAUUGGAAGGGACGGCGAUGGAGGCGUUUCAGAGGAGGGGGGCACGGUUCAGGGGUGACAGGAAGGGGAUCAAGUUCUUGAUGGGUCUGCUGGGAGAGGCGUUGGUAAUCAAGAAGGCGGCAUCUAGGAAGAGGGCGAAGGAGAGGAGGAGGAGGAGGAGGAGGAGGAGGAGGGUAAGGGGAGUGGAAGAGAAGGAGGGUGGGGGGAAGAUUGGUGGGAAGGUCGCAUCAUUGCCGGCGGAGGGGAGUCGAAAGAGGAGGAGGAUAACGACGGGGGAGGAACAGAAGCAUGAGGGUCUUGGCCAUGGAGACGUCUUGGCUGCAUGUUUCCGUGAUAGAAUGGUGGUGGAUGACAAAGAGGCGGAAGGAGAGGAGCAGCAGCAGCAGCAGCAGCAGCAGCAGCAGCAGGAGGAGGAGGAGGAGGAGGAGGAGGAGGAGGAGGAGGAGGAGGAGGAGGAAGUGGAAGAAGAUGCUACUGCAAGAAGACAAGGAGAAAGGCUGAAAGAGCUGGCCGUUAUCAUCUGCUGCUCCUUUGACGAACGUUUUUGCUGGGAGCUUGCUGUCAGGCAUGGGCUCGUCUCGUGGGAGAGGGCAUCCAAGCUGGCUGGUUACCCUAUCCGGCUACGAGACGAAGGGGCUGCAGAGAUCACCAAUCUUGAUAAGAAAAAGGGAGGGAGGAAAGGGGAUGCAGAUGGGAUAGCAUGGUUGUGGUUGGCUGAAACCAGGGGGGGGGAACUCGUUGGAGAGGGCCCGCGAUCGAGCAUUGAGGUUAAUGUGACUGAGCGGGAGGUGGUAGAUGUACGGACCAGCACUACUCCUACUCCUACUACUACUGCUGCUGCUGCUGCUGCUACUGGGUCAUUUACUACUACUACUACUACUGCUGCUGCUGCUGCUACUGGGUCACUUACUACUACUACUACUACUGCUGCUGCUGCUAUUGCUGCUGCUGCUACUGGGUCAUUUACUACUACUACUACUACUACUGCUGCUGCUGCUACUGGGUCAUUUUCUACUACUACUACUACUGCUGCUGCUUCUACUGGGUCAUUUACUACUACUACUACUACUACUACUACUACUACUACUACUACUACUACUACUGCUGCUGCUGCUGCUGCUGCUGCUGCUGCUGCUGCUACUGGGUCAUUUACUGCUACUGCUACUGCUAAUGGGUCAUUGAUUCCGGGUGAGGGGAGGGAGAGAGAGGAGAGCAGUCCUGUUGUGGGGAGGGAAGAAGGAGCAGGCAAAAAUUGCAUGUUUUCCACUAGUGAGGCCACAUAUGGGCUCCCGGUCGAACGAGGAGAACAGCGAUCUGUAGGCAGUCCUUGUACGCAAAGGGAAGGAAAUGAGCGAGUUCGGCAGCAGCCUGGAAGUUGGUAUCCCGACGAGACGGGAAGGGCGAGGCAAUUGCGACUGGGAGAAGAGGGAGAGGUUGAGGCGCAGAACGUUACGAGAGCUCCUGAGGUGCAGAUUGACAAGCAGCCAGAAGAAGAUCUGAUCCUGUACCGCUCCUCACAGGACCACGACCAUGGCAGUCAGUCGAAUCAGCCGUUGCUGAUGUUGCACUCAUGGCAUCAUCAAGUGUGUCUUCUGUUUCGUCUCCUCCAUUCAGAUACCUUGUCGGAGAUCCAGGACUUGGUCGUCGAAGCAAAGAAGGGUUUGGCCAUUCUUGGCACGGAGCAUCCCAUCUCCCAUCUCCCUUCGACAGCAAGAUUGAACACGGUUCCUGUCUUGGGAGAAGAGGAGGAGGAGGAGCAGCAGGAGGCAAAGCGAUCACAUGCUGGACAGUUGGCUGCACAGAAGAGUGCGGCUCAGUCCACUCAUCUGGUCCAGCUUUUGCCUUUCCUAGAGUUUGACGUGGCAACAAUGCUGCACCAACGAGGCCGUGUUCUUGAGCGUUGCGGGUGGAUGGAUCAAGCGGACAAGCUGUAUAAUGCGGCGCUUGCUGUGUGGCCAGAGGAUGUCUGCAGCCAUUCGAAGGCGUGGAUGAUGAGGCGGCUGCAGGCCGGUGGCGCAAGUGCGAGUGUGGUGGACGAUGGGAGCAGAUCCAGCGAGCAAGAGGAGAAAGACGUGGGCUUUCUGAGCGAGAAGUCGGCUGCGAAGGCGUUCAGCGGGGUUCCCAAAUUUGAUUGCAUGGAGGGGAUUAUCUUGCGCCUAGUGGAUGCAGAAAAGUGGAGGGAGCUUUUGGAUAUAUGCGACUGGGCUGCGAGGCGUGUAAAUUUUAUUAUGGUGCAGAAGGAAGGUGAAAGUCAAGCUCUGGGUAGUUUGCAGGAAGCCCCCAGGAAGGCGGCUGAGUAUGGCGCCCGUUGGAGACGGUACAUGCAGAUGCUACGACUGGGAAGGAUACUAUCGACUCUGAUGCCGAUGUGUCUGUCAUUGCAGGCAGCACAGAGGAACCAGUUUACUGAGGAAGGGAAGAGGUUGAGUACGCUGGCUUGGCAGCGCUUCGAAGACUUCAUGUGCAUUCUCGCAGGAGGAGGGGAAGAGACCGAGGGGGUGGGGUUUGGGGAAGAUGGGUUGACUCCAUUUCCCAGGCCAAUGCUUCCAGCACCGCCCUUCCCUGGUGCGGCGGCGAUUCCUGUCAUUUCCAAGAUCGGAAAUGUGCGUGUGCUGCAAAGUCUGGCUUGUUUGACGGCGGGGUGGCUUCAUCGUUGUCACUUUGCUGGGCUGUCGAAACUGCCGUUGGCGGUAGAUCGAUACGGCUUUCUUGCGAACGUCACAGCCAAUCCCUUGCUCCCAUCUCAAGGCGUUUCGGCGUCCCCAGCGGGGCUGGGCGCAGGAGGCGUCGGAGCAAUGCCCGUGACUCCUGGCACAGUCUACCGGAAGCCCUCGCCCGUGGCCCCGAGGGUUAUUCCUGAAUUUGGGCGUGCAAUCUUCAAAGUGUUUUUGGAGGGGCUAGCUGGGCUCAGGGGAGCUGUCGAGGAAGAUCGCGAAAGGGGUCAUCGGUGGCUACAAGGUCUUGCUGAUCUUGCGUAUGAAUCAGAAGCGUAUGUGGAAGCCCUGCAGCUGUAUCUCCAGGCCGGUGCAAUUCGCAGCAGCUAUUUCUGUGACCGCAAGAGGAUUCGCGAUGUGUUCACUCCAUGGGUGGUCAAACGGAUGGUCGUCGCCUGCAGAGCGAUCGGAGCAGCGGUGCAAGCAGCUGUCCUCUGUCAGUGUCUCCCAGUCGCAGACCAUGAGACAGCUUUCAAGGCACUACAGGAAAGUUCGAUCAUUGGCGAUAGAGAUGCAGCCGCCUACUUCGAAUGUCUGUGGGAGGUACCUAUACUAGAGCUCCUUGUCCACAUGCAUGCGAAAAGCGGAGACGAAGGUCGUGUUAAUACGCUCGUCUCACUGCUCCAGCAACCUUCGCUGAAUGUGAACAAUCCUCUUCAAGUCCGAUCGCAGCACAAAGCGGCGCUAGAGCAAAGGUUUCUUCUUCGGUUUUCAGCAGAGUUGCUUGGGGGUUAUGUUGAGCAGGGAAUUUUAUGUCCAUAAAACUUGUACAGGUAGGUGUUGGCAUCCGCAAUGGUCUGCGUAAAUGUUUGCUAUCGGAGGGGGGGAAGUCGGAUAUCUAUGAUAGUAUGAUGUGGUUGUGUGUGCCUUCUACGCAAUGUAGCGGCUGUAGUCAGAGGCCACAAAGUGUGAGAUUCUGGUUAAUUAAAUGUGUAAAGCGGAGCUCAUGUUAUGUUAAUUUCGAUGCGGAACUGAAUGAGAGGGGUUUGCUAGGGCUGAAUGUUUGCCUUCAAUAUAUAUGCAUGAAUUGUGUUUUAAACUUUUAAUGCGACCUGUGCACGCACGUCGGGUAGUAUGAGAGGGGUGGGUGGCUGUUGUUGCCUCCUCAAUGGCCAUUUGAACGAUGAGAAGCAUCUGUGCACACACUUGAGGGAGCGGGUAGAACUAUGGCACUUUUUCGUAGUGUGAUUAGUUCGGUGCAUUCUGAGGUGGCAAAGGGGAAUGCUGGUCUUCUCAUGUGGGGCAACUUUCCGACCAGAUGCAGCAAUAAUCACAGUGCGUUUUCGUUGGGUGAAGAGGGUAGGCGUCUUCGUCUUCCUGCGUGUACAGGGGAAGUAUUUUUCUGACUCUGGUUUUAGGCAUUUUGAAAAUGCAAGAAAGUUUGUGCGCAACUUGACAGAAUGAGAAAUGAGAACCACACAUUAUUUCAGCAAAGGGGGAGACCGGAGACCAAAUCUUGGCCUCAUAUAUCAGUGUGCAGCAAGUCAGUGUGUCACAGCUGUUCCAGAAAUUGUCUUCUACAUUCACUCAGCUAGAAGGGGUAGACGAAGAGGAGGAGAGACAAUUAGGGUUGUUGUGAUAUUGACUGAUAACUGCAAUGCUCGCCAACGUACGUAGCGGGGGGUGUCGACGUAACGGUCUAUGAUAAUUACGUAACAAGACAUCAGGUACUACACCAACGUUUGGUCUGGGUGGAAAGAAAUGACAGUUAAUACCGAAUUCUUCACUCCAUUUAUCUGGAUUCAUGAUCCACCGGCAUUGGAGCGCAGGUCUGUAUUUCACCAUUUCAUGGAUGUCCCACGUGCGCUAUGCUCUCGAUCUCAUGCCCUAUUUUUUCUUGUUGCGAGAUACUGCACAUCUCGGCACAUCGAAAUUCUGUACCAGAUUUACAUUAAAAUUUUUAAUUCUUUUUCUUUUUUUGGCCCGCCCGGGCAAGUGGACCCGGGCCACUCUGGUAGCUUAGCAAAAAUGCGAAAACAAAUUAUGUAUUGCUAGAAGAUGGGAAGAUGCACCACCUCCGUUACGCAUGUGAACAAACUGCGUACCAACUC